AUGUUUGACUUUUACGUUAAGAUAAUACUAAUAAAUGCCAAAAUUCUUUACAUUAGGGCCCAACUUGGUCGUGAAAUUGGAAAGACUAACAACAAAAAAUCAGGACAAAGUUUGAGAGAAAAUUAUGUAUCCACCUGGGUGCAUUGGGAACGUCUUCAGUUUCUGCAACCGGUAAUGAAUGCUGGGAAAAGUAGAGAUAACCUGCCAUUCACAAUGUCACAGUCAAAGGACUCAUCCACCAUCUUACAAGGAUGCGGUCCCAAACGGAAGAAAGAAAAAAAGGAGCUCCUUGAAACUUGUAUUGAAGUUUUAAAGGAACCCACUCACACUGCAAAUGACACAAACCAUUGUUCCUUUCUGUAUGUAGCAGAUAAGUUAAAAACAAUGGAUGCAAGAACCAGAACAGUUGCAGAGAAGCGCAUCCAUGAUAUUCUCUUUGAAAUGGAAAUGAAUGGUAUUGGACCUUGUCAUCAACAACAAGGAUUUAAUGUUCCAGUUCAAGCAAAUGUUAGACAAUACUUCACUUCUGAAAGGCAUGAUGGACAUUCUGUUCCAUACUUACCAGAUGCUAUUCAUUUUAAUAGCUAA
Molecule: messenger RNA, 588 nt
Organism: Xenia sp. Carnegie-2017
Lineage: Eukaryota; Metazoa; Cnidaria; Anthozoa; Malacalcyonacea; Xeniidae
Source: RefSeq, a predicted model, not a curated record